AAGCCAAGGCAUCUCGAAGUUUCUUCCGAUAUAUCUAUCUAUCUUUACCCCACGAAUGAGAAGAUUUUUUUUUCUCUCUCCUCUUCGCCGCUACAUAAAGUCUUUCCUCUGCCUCAUUAUUUUACUCUUGUCUCCCCAGCAUUCAUAUUAAUAUCAUGCCCUUCUUCUGCAUCCAAACCUUCAUUUUGUAGUGGGUGGGGGUUUCUCAUUUCUCUGCCGUUCGAUGGAUCGGGAAGGAGGAUCCAACGGCGGAUCUUGCUACUACUCCGUUCUCGGGAUUCGUAGGGACGCCUCCUUCUCUGAUAUUCGCACUGCCUACCGCAAACUCGCUAUGAGGUGGCACCCGGACAAGUGGGCUCAGAAUCCUGCAACCGCUGGCGAAGCCAAGCGGCGGUUUCAGCAAAUCCAAGAAGCCUACUCAGCAGUUCUCUCCGAUCAGUCUAAAAGGUCAAUGUACGAUGCGGGGCUCUACGAUCCUUUGGAGGAAGAAGACCAAGACUUUUGUGACUUCAUGCAAGAGAUGAUCUCAAUGAUGAACAAUGUGAAAGACGAGGGGGACAGUUUGGAGGACCUACAGAGGAUGUUCGUGGAGAUGGUGGGGGAAGAUCAUGGCCAUGGGAUCGGCUUUGACUUGAACCAGGAUCAGACGGCUGGGAAGCGAGGACGCGUAAAUGGAUCAAAGGGCAACGCGCCCAAGCGCAGCAACUCCCGCAGUUAGUGCGCCGUACUGAAUCCGUCUUGUAAUUUUCUUACUUGACAUUGGAUGAUGAUUGAAAUGAAAAUCCUUUUGGUGGGAUUAAAUUAAAUUUGCUGAACAACUACUAGUACAUUAGUAAUGCUCUUUCUUAGUUAUGGAACAAUACAAUACACCAAGUGCAACUGUGCAAAUUGUGCUUUGCAUUCUAGUACUGCCCUUGGGGCUGCUUCUUUUUUUUUUUUUUUUUUCUUUUUUCCUGCCAAAAAUAUAAUACUAAUUCAGAUCAGAUGAUUAA
This is a messenger RNA of Glycine soja, 992 nucleotides long. RefSeq names its product chaperone protein DnaJ-like. The record is from RefSeq and is a predicted model, not a curated record. Lineage: Eukaryota; Viridiplantae; Streptophyta; Magnoliopsida; Fabales; Fabaceae. The coding region runs from base 224 to 718 and encodes 164 amino acids. The transcript has 5 exons.